AUGAUGUCCCCGAAUUGCAUCAAAACAUCAAACGAGUGUCAAUAUGGCAACACUUGGGAUCGGAAUUCAGAGAAUCUUUUUUCUUGCUGUUUAUGUGGUGAACAAGUUCAGCGUCAUCAAGUUGCACUUCAUGCAUGUUCAGGUGAUAAUUGUAUCUGUCAACAAUGUCUUGCCAUGCAAUAUCCUUGUGACUAUGAUGGCGAACACGAUGAUUAUUACUAUGAGAACGAAGAAACAUCUCCAACAAAUGCAUAUGAAGCAUGGGAAUAA
This is a messenger RNA of Rotaria sp. Silwood2, 270 nucleotides long. NCBI's taxonomy places the organism in Eukaryota, Metazoa, Rotifera, Eurotatoria, Philodinida, Philodinidae. The record is from the annotation of a GenBank genome assembly.